CAGGCUCUGGGCCCUCGGCUAGGCCCGCUCCUCCUCCCGGGAGCCAUGUCCGAGCAGACGGGCUUGGCCCUGCCGCAGACCAUGGACAGAAGCUGCUGGGUUUGUUUUGCUACUGAUGAGGAUGAUCGGACAGCAGAGUGGGUGAGACCUUGCAGGUGCAGGGGCUCUACGAAAUGGGUCCAUCAGACUUGUCUACAGCGCUGGGUGGAUGAAAAGCAAAGAGGAAACAGUACUGCUAGAGUUGCUUGUCCUCAGUGCAAUGCAGAAUAUUUAAUAGUAUUUCCAAAGCUAGGUCCAGUUGUUUACGUUUUGGAUCUUGCAGAUCGACUGAUCUCAAAGGCAUGUCCAUUUGCUGCAGCUGGAAUAAUGGUGGGCUCUAUAUACUGGACGGCUGUUACAUAUGGAGCUGUGACAGUGAUGCAGGUUGUGGGUCACAAAGAAGGUCUUGAUGUCAUGGAGAGAGCUGAUCCUUUAUUUCUUUUGAUUGGACUUCCCACUAUCCCAGUCAUGCUAAUAUUGGGCAAGAUGAUUCGUUGGGAGGACUAUGUGCUCAGACUGUGGCGCAAAUACUCUAAUAAGCUACAAAUUUUGAACAGCAUAUUUCCAGGCAUUGGAUGUCCUGUUCCUCGUAUUCCAGCAGAGGCCAACCCUUUGGCAGAUCAUGUCUCUGCUACACGUAUUCUAUGUGGAGCUCUAGUUUUCCCUACUAUUGCCACGAUAGUUGGCAAGCUGAUGUUCAGCAGUGUUAACUCAAAUUUACAAAGGACAAUCUUGGGUGGAAUUGCUUUUGUUGCUAUAAAAGGAGCUUUUAAGGUUUACUUCAAACAGCAGCAAUAUUUGCGCCAAGCUCAUCGCAAAAUUUUAAAUUAUCCUGAGCAAGAAGGAGCAUAAGGCUGUGAUCUCCAGAUGUCGUACAGUCUCACCUAACAGGUUUCCAUGUUGUAUUGGUUCCAUCAUUAUUGCACAGUAGUGGAGAAUUGUGAUAAGUUGCUGCUCCUAUUUUUUUUUUUCUUUAAUAAAGCGCUGUCUUGUGGCAGGGUAAAUCCUUUCAGCAACCACUGAACCUAAGAAUGUGACUUGGCUUUCAUUAUUUUGGGGUAUUUCUGUUGGGCAACAGGCUUCUGAAUUAUUUUCUUUGAGCCAAUAUGCUGAAUGGAAAAAAAAAAAGCGCAUCAACUAUAGAACAAGAACACUAACUUGUGUAGUUAACAUAGGCUAUAUCCAAAUGCCUUUUCUAUACGUGUUUUCAUACCCACGCUAUCAUCUAGUUCAGCAUUUCACACAAUGAAGGGAAUUUUUUUUAGAAAGGAAUGUGAGUCAUCACCAAGGAGAAGUAAUUGCAGGACAUCAGUCAAUAAAGAUUUCCUUGGUUUUUGCUGGUAUCAAACAGGGAGUGUAAAAUACUCAAAUGACUGGUCAGAGAAAGCAGAAGGUAGAUCACCCUCUACAGGAGUUGUGUGUCAGCUUUAGCCACCUAAGUAUUAGGUGUUGAAAUUAGCAUGGCUUCCAGGUGACUAUUUUAUUACUGAUAACUUUUACUGUCCUGUAUCUUCUGCAGUCCCUAGUGUUAUUUUCUCAUGGCUCUCUUACUGUUUUGUAACUGGUGCUGGAUGGCUUUUUUUUUCCUCCACAGUAAAAUAAUUACAUGGGGCAAAGUAAACUUCAGUUGCUUAUUUUGUAGUUAAGUAUUAGAGCACUUGUUUAGUUUUCAUGUUCCUUUUGAUUAUGUAAAUAUCCAUACAAGUACAAAGAGCAGGAGAGGUGUGAGGAAACAACAUUGAACACUAAAUUAAACAGCUAAUUUAAACUGACAGAUUAGGGCAUCCUUCUAAAUUUCCAGACCUGGGUGCCUAACUUGGCUCUGUACUAGGACUAGGCUCUCUUCUGCCCCUACCACCUCUAGCAGAAGGUCAGACAGUGGAAGGAUUCUAGUGGAAGGAUCGGCUGGAAGGGGGUGACACUACACUUUGGGUACCUAAUCUGAGCAUCGUACGUACCAGCAGGCUAGACACUCUUAAGACAACUUGGCUCCAUUCUGUAAAGGACUAAAGGAUAAAUCUUAAAUGUGUAAUAAACUAAGUUUAUUUAUACAGUAAGCUUUACUGUUACAGUAUGUUCGAAGUAGCCAGCUGAGGAAGACAUUAGCACUUCAGCUAUUUGAUGUAUUUAUAAACUUAAUUUCAACAGAAACUGACUGUUUUGUGAAGUUAAUUUUUGACAAAUGUAAUACGGCCAUUUAAUAUUCAUACUAGACCUAACCUAGAUCUAGUACUUGAAGGUUUUUCUUAACAACAAUUUAUUUGUUUUUCUCAAAGUUGUUUUGUUUUUUUCUUGUACAUAUUAGUAUGUCAUAGGCAUGGAGAAAGGUUUAAAAAAAUCUUUUAGUGGAAGUAUUCAUAAGUAAAUAUUUCUUUUCACCAGAAAUGAAGCAGUUGCAGAAUGGACUUCAUAUUUGACUACAAUAAUAUAUGUUAGAGAAAUUCAAAAUAUGGUACCUUUUCUAUAGUAUGUUUAUCUUCAUUACUGAGAUGUAAUAUUUUAGAACUGUACAAAAGUGUAUAUAAUAACCACCUAGUAUUCAAAAACUAUACAGGUAUUGAAAAUUAUACAUUCAAUCAAUAUCAAAUACUUUUGAGGUUCUUGGUGUAACUGAAGAAUUAGUAUAAUCUUGUAAGUCUGCUGAUUAUAUUUGUCUUAGUGGGCUCACUUUUAUAUAAAACUCUAAAUAUAGAGUAGCAACCUCUGAAAGUUGCUGCUUUCUGUAAGAUAGUCUUGAAACAAUAUAAUACGUAUUUCUUAAGAAUUCCUCAUUUUGAGAAAACAGCUUUUCAGUGGUCUUCACUGUGCAGAUUUCCAACCAAUUUAUUACUGUUUUUUAAAGUCUCAUGAAGAAUUGAAUGAUGCAAACUAGUGGGUUUGAAACUUGUUCCAUGGGAAAGCUCAUUGUCUCCUCUGGAAGUUAAAGCUAUUGUAAAAAUAAAAUUACAAGAAUACUGUAUGGAUUAUGAAAUGAUUUCACCUGAGUAGCAGAAGGUCAUUACUCUGUUGUAAAGCUUGUUUUUUAGUAUUGCAAAUUAUAGUUACAGUAAAUUAGGUUGAAUAAAUAUUUUUUACACUCCCUAGUGUAUUUUGUCAGUUGAACAAAAGCCUGUAGCAAAACUUCUGAAUGAAAAAAGUGUUUUGUUUUAAUGCAUAUCUAAGGAUUUAUGUAAUCAAUUUUAAGUUGAUAGCCUAAAGAAGUGUCUUGGGGAUAAAGGAAGAAUUACUAUAGGACUUUAAAGUUACAUUUCUUGUAUUUUUUUUUCCUCUCUAGUGAUCAAUAAAUGAUGUAGGGGAA
Molecule: messenger RNA, 3337 nt
Organism: Aptenodytes forsteri (emperor penguin)
Lineage: Eukaryota; Metazoa; Chordata; Aves; Sphenisciformes; Spheniscidae
Gene: MARCHF5
Product: membrane associated ring-CH-type finger 5
Exons: 6
Coding region: 46-891 (281 amino acids)
Molecular function (GO): zinc ion binding
Source: RefSeq, a predicted model, not a curated record